AUACAGGUAACUGAAUGAGAUACGCACAGACCACUGGCUAGCCAGACUGAAAGCUGGCGUCCUUCCCAGCAUCCUGGAGUCACAAGACAGGGGACUCAGAGCGGACGGGGUCUCAGAACUCGGGACCCGGGCUCCCAGGGCGGCGGCGCUGUUCCUGGUGCUGAAACGCGCGGCCGCGGCCCUCCGUCCCGAGUACCGCUCCGCGGCCGCCGCGGGAGCUGUCCAGUGCUGAACGCGGAUGCGGCGCGGCCCGACCCGCGGGGCUUAGACCCCAGCCUGCCGCACCCAGCCGAGCCGCGAUCGAGCUUCUUCGAGCUCUGACGCAGAUCGCAGGGAGAGCGGGCUGCAGCGAGCUCCGAGCCGAGCAUGGACCUGCAGAGAUACGACUCCUACCAGGGCGGAGCGGGCCCUGACUUCAAUGAGCACGUCCUGCAUAAGACCAUCCUGGUGGGCGACAGCGGCGUGGGGAAGACAUCUCUGCUGGUUCAGUUCGACCAGGGCAAGUUCAUCCCCGGCUCCUUCUCGGCCACCGUGGGCAUCGGAUUCACAAACAAGGUGGUGACUGUGGAUGGUGUGAGGGUGAAGCUGCAGAUCUGGGACACUGCAGGGCAGGAGCGGUUCCGCAGCGUCACCCACGCUUACUACCGAGAUGCCCAAGCCUUGCUCCUGCUGUAUGACAUCACCAACAAGUCUUCCUUCGACAACAUCCGGGCCUGGCUCACUGAGAUUCAUGAGUAUGCCCAGAGGGAUGUGGUGAUCAUGCUGCUAGGCAACAAGGGAACUGAAAUACAGAGCCCGGCAGCAGGCGGGCGAACCCAGCUUCCAGAUCCGAGACUACGUGGAGUCCCAGAAGAAGCGGCCCAGCUGUUGCUCCUUCUCAUGAAUCCCCAGGGGCUGAGAGGAGGCUCCAAAGGCCCACGUGGAUACAGCCUUCUCCCCCAGACUGGCCUGAUUCUGAGACACCGAGCCAUUGGGGAAAGAGUGGGGGGACCCCGUGAACAGCCCCUUCCCAAUUGGGGGCUAUACCCCGCCCCUGCUCCAGUUCCUGUAGCUUCUCUGCAUCCCCUGGGAGGGUAAAAUAUUUAUAUUUCAUUUUAGUGAUACACAAUAUAACACAGGAAAAAGCAGCACCCGAAAACCACGGUAGGGACCUGGUGGCCCUUUGCCUUCUACUGUACCCUAGGACUCAGGGGUGGGCCUUCCUCAUACCGGUGCUGAGGGCAGUACUGCUCCAGCUCCUGACCAGGAAACAAGCACUGCUGGGGCCCGAGGGCAGGCAGCGCCUGCUCCCCCUCUCACUCCAGCUGGAGAAAUGCUAAGCAGGCCCUGCCUUCAUUUCCUCCAGCUCCACAGGGAACGAUCUUUCCCCAGAUAAAGGGCCCCAUGCUGGGGUCUAGACCAAAGCUUGUCUGUUAUCAGGGAAGAUCAGAAGCUUGGAGGAUGGGGAGGGGCAGAGAGGAAUGGCAGAGGAUGGGUCUGUUGGACUGCGUCUGGCCUUACCAGCCCUGCUCCAGGGGGUGCACCCCUUUCCCUCCAGCCCACAAGCACAAUGGGGCACCCCGAAACUUUUGGUUCCUGUUUUCUCAACCUCCCUGAGUCCCUGGUGUUAUCUUCCUUCCCACCGUUGCCCCUGGACACCUAGGGUCAGAGCAAGGGAAAGGUCAUUCUCCUGCCCCAUCCCUGCGGCAGAUACGCAGUCCACAGGCUGCUUCUUUAAGCGGCUGUUGUGCUUCUUUCUCCCAGGGAAAGAGUGAGAUAAAGAGAAACCCCCAACUCCUGGGGCAGGUGGGGAGCAAACCUGAGCAAACCUCACCCCACAUGUAUCCCCCGACACCCAAGUGCUGCCUCUCCCACACCCCUUCUUAGACUCCAGGGCCAAAACUGCUUUAACCUCCUAUUGAGACAUGUUAGGGAAUGAGAGGUCAUCCAUUUCUGGGUAACCAGAACGUGUGCAAAACACAUGGGUUAAGACUAGGGUGGGGAAAGGGCCAGCAAAGGAGUUUUAUGGGGGGCCAAGGUCACAUGUCCCCCAGAGCCUUGACCCCAGCAACUGGAAGAGGCCAGGAGACAUGCAUGGAAGGACCCACAGGCACCUUCAUUCCAGCUCUCCAGGACCAGGGCAAGGGGAGACGAGUGAGAAGGAGGUAUGCGCUGCACGUUUCUGAGGCUACUGCUUUUGCUUUCAAGGCAGAAAUCUUGCUGGCUGAGCAGUGUCAGCAGCUCCAACUUGGGCCCCGAUAAGGAAGCUCUCCGAGGCCUCUCCCAGGCGGAGCAGGGAGGAGCCUGACCUUGCCCAAGGCAGGUCACUGGGGAUCCAGGCGCACAGGCUGC
This is a messenger RNA of Pteronotus mesoamericanus, 2331 nucleotides long. RefSeq names its product RAB37, member RAS oncogene family (gene RAB37). Gene Ontology annotation, biological process: regulation of exocytosis. Gene Ontology annotation, molecular function: GTPase activity; GTP binding. The transcript is spliced from 7 exons. The record is from RefSeq and is a predicted model, not a curated record. Bases 367 to 1077 code for a protein of 236 amino acids. NCBI's taxonomy places the organism in Eukaryota, Metazoa, Chordata, Mammalia, Chiroptera, Mormoopidae.